Sesamum indicum (sesame) is the source of this 2360-nucleotide messenger RNA. It is a transcript of the gene NHL8, whose product is annotated as NDR1/HIN1-like 8. Gene Ontology annotation, biological process: protein ubiquitination. The record is from RefSeq and is a predicted model, not a curated record. Gene Ontology annotation, molecular function: zinc ion binding; ubiquitin-protein transferase activity; protein binding. Lineage: Eukaryota; Viridiplantae; Streptophyta; Magnoliopsida; Lamiales; Pedaliaceae.
AAAAUCCCAGCACUGAAACAGAUUCAUCAACCAUCACAUUCGAUUCUGAGCCACGUUUGACCUUGGCAAUGUCUUCAAGAAAAGGUGGCGCACGCGGCUCCACAAGGGGAAGAAGCACAGGUUCCUAUCGGCAACGCAAUUACCAAACUGAAGAAAAUUGGACACUCAGACCCAUUCUUGACCACAAAGUUCAAACCCAUGAAACCUCUUCUUCAGCAUCAGCGCCGGAACCCUUUCCAGGUUCACAGAGUAUAGACCAAAGACGCCCUCGAACUGGCAUGAAUAGAUGGGCGCCUCGGAGUCGGGGGGGGAAUUCUCUGUGUAUCAAGAAUUCCGAGGAAGAAGAGGAGGAUCUCAAUGGUGGGUCGGAAUCAAGACCGGAACUUGAUUCGAGUUCUGGUGAUCUAAACGGAAAAGAGGAGGGUUCUGCUGGUGGGUUGAGCUCAGGAUUGAAUGUUGACAGUGAAAAACGGGAAGAAAAAGUCGAAGGUUUGAGUUCAAGUAAUGAAGCUGAUGAGGAUGAGAGUAUUAAAAGAUUAGAGGAGUUAAGAUUGAACGUUGACGAGCCCGAGUUGUCGGAGGAGAUGCUGAGCAUCAAUAAACAGCUGCAGGAGGAUGAGAUGCUAGCUCUGGAAUCUAUUUAUGGAGAUAACAUUUUCAUUCUAGAACACAAGAGUGGCUUGAAGUGUUUUCAGGCACAUAUUCAUGUUGAAGUGCCCAAAGGAAUUCGUAUUACUGCAAAGUUUAACUCCUCUGGUUUCCAUGAGACAAGAGAUGAUGGUUCUUCAGAUUUCUCAUACUCCUUCCAAGUCGAAUAUCUGCCACCAAUUAUCUUGACAUGUCUAUUACCUAAAUCUUAUCCAAGCUUAGAAGCUCCUUACUUUACCAUCUCUGCCCAAUGGUUGGGAUCUGCUAGAAUUUCUGAUCUCUGUUGUAAGCUUAACUCAAUUUGGCAAGAGCAGGUUGGGCAGGAGGUUAUAUACCAAUGGGUUGAAUGGUUACAGGGUUGUUCCCUCUCUUAUCUUGGUUUUGAUGAUGAGAUAAUUCUUGGACCCUAUGUUGUAAGACAUGAUGAAGAUAGAAGGGCAAUUUCAGGAAGUGUCUCACCUGAUAUUGACAUUUCUUCGAUGAAGAGUUACAAUGAUGCACAGCGCCAUGAGAGAUUCUGCAGAAACAUGCAAGAAUGCUGCAUCUGUUUUAGUGAGUUUGCUGGUUCAGAGUUCAUUAGACUGCCAUGUCAGCACUUCUUCUGCGAGAAAUGCAUGAAAACUUUUUCUAACAUGCAUAUGACAGAAGGAACAGUAUUGAAACUUAAAUGCCCAGAAGCAAAAUGCGAUGGUAUGAUCCCACCUGGUUUACUUAAAAGAUUACUAGGUGAAGAAGGCUUUGAACAGUGGGAGUCCUUGACAUUACAAAGAUCGUUAGAAUCAAUGGCUGAUGUGGUUUACUGCCCAAGAUGUGAAACAGCAUGUCUAGAAGAUGAGGACGACCAUGCACAAUGCUCAAAGUGCUACUACAGCUUUUGUACACUUUGUCAAGAGAGGCGCCAUGUUGGACUAGCAUGUAUUACACCAGAGAUGAAACUAGUUAUUCUUCAGGAGCGACAAAAUUCGAAAUUAAUGAAAAAUGAACAAAGGCGUCGUGAGCAAGAUAUGAUCAAUCAGAUACUUAGUGUGAAGGAGAUAAAUCGUUUUGCGAAACAAUGUCCUUCUUGUAAGAUGGCCAUAUCUCGAACUGAAGGCUGCAAUAAGAUGGUGUGUGAUAAUUGUGGGGCAUUUUUCUGCCACCGUUGUAAUCAGGCAAUCUCUGGAUAUGAGCAUUUCAGGGAUGGGAACUGUGAACUUUUCCCAGCAGAAGAAAUUCAGAGAUGGGAGGCGAGGAUGGAUGCUGGCCAAGUUGCUGCUGUUCAACAACAAAUGCUUCUUAAUAAUGGUCAUCCAUGCCCUAAUUGUGGUCAGCACAAUGUGAAGGCCGGAAAUAACAACCACAUAUUCUGUUGGGCCUGCCAAAACCAUUACUGUUAUUUAUGUAGGAAGAUGGUGAGGCGCAGCACCCAGCAUUAUGGUCCCAAGGGCUGCAAGCAGCACACAGUGGGAUGACUGUGGAGGUAUGGCUUUUAUAUGAAAUUAAUAAACCUGGAAUUGGCAACAAGAAGAGCAUGGUUUGUAGCACAUGGAGGGAUGAAAGCUCUGUUCCUGUGUACGUCAACACAUAUUCCACUACAAACAUUUGAUUCUUUCGGCAUUUACGCCCCAUAAAAAUGUAUUUAUCCUCUAUGUUCAAAUCACAUUGCCAAAACAUCAAUUUCGCUCAAACUCACUGUGCACUAUACGAAAUCAAGUUACCACAGUAUUUAAUUA